Molecule: messenger RNA, 555 nt
Organism: Chaetura pelagica (chimney swift)
Lineage: Eukaryota; Metazoa; Chordata; Aves; Apodiformes; Apodidae
Gene: TMEM52B
Product: transmembrane protein 52B
Exons: 5
Coding region: 1-555 (184 amino acids)
Source: RefSeq, a predicted model, not a curated record
AUGGGGAUGUAUAAACCAGUUAUGAUCUGCUUUGUAUUAUGGUGUUUCUUAUGGUUGCCCCAAGUGAGAGGUGAGGAAAGCUGUCUCAACACUGAGCUCUGCUCAGGUACAGAGUGGGAUCGUUUGUGGUAUAUCUGGCUGGUGGUGGCAAUUGGUGGGUUGCUGCUCCUGUGUGGCCUGGUUUCUGUCUGCGUGAGAUGCUGCUUUCACUGCCGCCAGACGGGGGAGGAAUCUGGCCCUCAGCCCUACGAGGUCACCGUCAUUGCUUUUGAUCAUGACAGCACCAUCCAGAGCACCAUUACCUCUCUGCACUCGGUGUUGGGGCCCGCGGCCAGGAGGGUGCUCGCGGUGGCACGUUCCCACGGCGCUGCCCAGGGCACGCCAGCCCUCUCGGCACCAGACACCCCUCCCGUCUACGAAGAAGCCCUGCGCAUGAGCAGAUUCACGGUGGCCAAGGCAGGGCAGAAAGUGCCAGACUUGUACCCGGUGCCAGAGGAAAACAUGCAGGCACCUGCCGAGGGCAAGGAGGCCCAGCCAGCCCGCCCAAGGCUCUAG